GGAACUAGAGUUGUGUCAUGUGACUUCCGUCAGGACCGAUUAGCCACUGCACUGUUUAUAUUCCGCUGUAACCGGAAGUAGCUAAAAAUUUCUAUUUUUCUUUCAAAAUGUAUUCACACGGUUCAGAAAGUUUGAUUAAUCAAGCAAGAGAGAUCCAGGAGCCUGAGCUGCAGAAGUUUUACAGCAGGCUUGUGAAGCUGCUUCAGGUGAAGGAGCUCAGUCACGAGACUCUGGACUCUCUUCAGAGGCUACAGCUCAUCCUGUUUGCCAACAAAUUCACCAAAAUCCUGCCUGCAGAGCUCCAGCAGAAGUUACUAUCGCUCCUUUCAUCACCCGCAGAGCAGCUUCAGGUUCUGGGCUCUGCUGUUCUUAGAGAGACACUGCCCCCCUCUGGCCAGGAGCUGAACUUCUCUGAGGAGAACCUCAGUCAGCUGAACACUCAUGCUGCUGCUCUGCUGCUCUCACAGGCCAGAUCCAGGGCCGAUCUGUCAAAUCUCUGCGCGCAGCUCAUCCGUAGUCUGGAGAGCCGACCAUCAGAAGGGCCGACUCAGUCGCUCAUGUUCACCCUGCCAGUUCUCAACACCGUGUUCACACUCAGCCCAGAGUGCCUCACUGAAGAUCAUGUGACCCUCCUAAGUAAAAAGCUUGUUGAUUGGCUGCGUUACGCGAGCAUCGUCCAGGGAGGCGGCGCUUCCUCAGGAGGAUUCUUCGCUGGACCCAGAUCUCGUCAGCCGCUGCCGAUAGCCGAGCUGGAUGGCUCGGUUUCGGGGGAUUUCUUCACCGUGCUCUGCGUGGGUCAGGGAUUCACCGAGGACCAGUGGAUGAAUGUUUACGCCUUCUCCAUGCUGCGCCACUGGCUCCUCACCCACCACUCUGUCUCCAACACGGCUGUGGAUGCUGUCAACAGACUCCAGUUCAGCCUCUCCCUGUCUCACUCCUUCUCUAACGAUGAUCGGUCGGAGGUGGAGGGCUCCGUGGUUUCCAUGGUGUCAGUAACUUCCUCCUCCAGCCGCCUGCUUCCUCCAAAGGAGCGUCUGAGAGAGAAAGCCUUCCAGUACUGCCAGCGGCUCAUCGAGCAGUGUGAUCGCAGGGCACAGAAGAAGGCAGACUCAGAGCUGCAAAAAGCGUGUCUGGUGGAGGCCGUGUGUAUCCUGGACUGUGUGUGUGCUGAAGACGCCUCCAUGGUCUACCGGGCCUUCCCCUGUAUGAAGGCUCUGUUCGGUCGUCUCAGCUCAGACCUGUCCUUCGCCAGAGUCCUUCUGCCCAUCGCUCAGUUCUACCUCAACCACGGUGAGAUGGACACCGUGGACUGUGAGAGGGUGUGGAAGCUGGUUUUUGGUCAGUUUCCUGCCGAGCUCUUCAACGACGCCUUCCUCGCCUACGAGCUUCUGCGCUUCCUCCGACUCAACCUGGAGAAUAUCCAGAGUCGAGCUCCUGAGUUCGUACAAUUCUUCCCAAACUUCCUGAAGUUUUUAGCGUGGGACAGUCCAGCUGUGGUGGAGGACUUUGUGGAUCUGCUGCCCUCUCUGGUCACCACAGGAACUGCAGUAGAGCUGCUCCAUACUCUCCUGGAUCUGCCCUGCCUCGCUGCCACUCUGGUCCUACAGCUCAGGUCAACGUGUUUGCCCAUCGCAGAUCCAAACAGUCGAGGACUUCUGUCCCUGGAAGCAUUCCGAAAUCCCGCCUUCAGAGGACUUUUCCUGUUUCUGCUCCGAGCGCAGGCUGGCUCUGGUGACACCAUCGACCGACUGAGCACGCUCCACGAGCUGCUGGCCGAGGCAGCUGAUUGGCCGAGAGUCGUUCGGUGUGCUCAGACCGUCCCGGUCCUGCUACACGUUUACUUCAACACAGUUGUUAAGAUGGACGACAGAAAGCUCUUGGCCCAUUUGGUUCUGGUGAUGCUGGAGCGAAGCAGCCUCCUCCUCAGAAUUCCCUCCUACAGCAAAGAGAUUCACAGGGUGUUUAGCUGCCACCUGAGGAGGCUGUGUAAGCUCCACCCCUCUCUGGUAGUGGACCAGUCUCACGAGCUGCUGGAGUUUGCUGGAGCCACAGCCAACGUCUACAACAAAGAGGAGGUCUACACUCACGUGGUGUGGGUGCUGGGGGAGUACCUGUCGGUGUCGUCUGACUCCCGCUGCUCCGUCAAACUCAUCACUUCCUGUUUCGAGGCUUUAGAGGCGGUGCUGUUUGAAAUCACGUCUUCUACCCCACCCCCUGGGACAAUUUGUCCUGCCCCUCGUGUCAUCACCACUCUGAUGAGCGCUCUGGCUAAACUGGCAUCUAGGUCACAUGACCUCAUUCCCAGGGCUUCUCUUUUCCUUUCCAAACUGAGAACGGUGAGCAGAAACGGAUCAGUCGCCUGGUGUGCUGAUGAAGAGGACCUUGUUGCCAUAGUAACGCGGGGCGAAGAGCUGUGGUCGCUGCUGAAAGCCCCUGGCGUGGCUCAGAGCGUCUUGACGCCCCCCGCCUACGUCACCACACCGCGGUGGCACAGGGACACUAGUGUGGCCAUGCCGCUGCAACUGCGAGCUCUCACUAGCCUCACGCACUCACAGUGACACACGCCUUUACCAUCAUCACCAUCGUUACCUGGCACGGUCACCCGCCUGCACCCAGAAAUCUGACUCUUGACUCUACUUGAUUUUUGCACUUUAGUUUUGUAAAUAAAUGAUGGCAUUCAGCCAAACACCUGUC
Nothobranchius furzeri (turquoise killifish) is the source of this 2694-nucleotide messenger RNA. It is a transcript of the gene ap5z1, whose product is annotated as adaptor related protein complex 5 subunit zeta 1. Lineage: Eukaryota; Metazoa; Chordata; Actinopteri; Cyprinodontiformes; Nothobranchiidae. Gene Ontology annotation, cellular component: AP-5 adaptor complex. The record is from RefSeq and is a predicted model, not a curated record.